Molecule: messenger RNA, 2022 nt
Organism: Triticum turgidum subsp. durum (durum wheat)
Lineage: Eukaryota; Viridiplantae; Streptophyta; Magnoliopsida; Poales; Poaceae
Source: the annotation of a GenBank genome assembly
AUGAAUACAGAUUCAGUUGUCAUAGAGGAAGACAGCGAAGAAGAUGAAGCACAAGAGGAAGAAAAUGAAGCAGAAGAAGUAGUCGUUCGUCCUAGGAGGAAGUUGACAUCUCCUGUUUGGAAGGAGUUUAAGAAAGUAAAAGUGAAGAACAUGAUGAAGGCCAAGUGUAACUGGUGCUCAAAGAAGCUUGGAGGGGAAACAAGAAAUGGAACGAAGCAUCUCCUUGACCAUUUAAAGAUAUGUCCAUAUCGCAAGAGGCCUGCGGACACCAAGAAGCAAACUUCUUUGAGGUAUAGUUCGAAUGUACAAGGUGGGAAAGUUGCUGUAGAGAACUAUACUUUUGACCAGGAUGUUGCUAGAAAGGCUCUUGGUUCCAUGAUUCUUCUCCAUGACUAUCCUCUGUCAAUUGUUGAUCACAUUGGGUUUAGAAAAUUUGUUUCUGCACUCCAGCCAUUAUUUAAGAUGGUGAGAAGAAAUACUAUUAGGAGUGACAUCUUAGAUAGCUAUAAAAUUGAAAAGAAGAGGGCUAUCAACUACAUGGAGAAAAAUAAAAGCAGGGUGGCUAUCACUACAGAUAUGUGGACGUCUGAACAUCAGAAAAGAGGCUACAUGGCUAUCACAGCACAUUUCGUUGAUGAAUCCUGGAAGCUUCAGAGCUAUAUUAUGAGAUUUAUUUAUGUUCCAACACCACAUACAGCUCGUGUAAUUGCCGAGAUACUUCAUGAUGCACUGGUCGAAUGGUAUCUGGAAGAUAAGGUAUCUACAUUGACUGUUGAUAAUGCCACAACAAAUGAUGCUUGCAUUCCCAUAUUAGAGAAUCUGAUAGGUCCAAGUAAGCUUAUGUUAGGUGGCAAGCUUUUACAUAUGCGUUGUUGUGCGCAUAUUCUUAACCUGAUAGUCAAGGAUGGUUUGGAUGUGUUAGAAGAAUCGAUUGAGAAAAUCCGUGAUAGUGUUGCAUUCUGGACUAGCACACCUAAGAGAAUAGAGAAUUUUCAAGAGGUUGCCAAGAUGCUGAAAGUAGACCAAAGUAAAAAAUUAUCCCUUGAUGUGAAAACACGAUGGAACUCUACGUACUUUAUGCUCAGUGUUGCUUUAUGCUACAAGAGUGUAUUUAAUCGCUUGAGGCAGCGGGAAAAGACCUUUACUUGUGCUCCUAGUGAUGAUGAUUGGAUAUUUUGUGGAGAAGUCUGUGAUAGGCUUAAGUUGUUUGCUGACAUUACUGAAAUAUUUUCUGGGACUCAGUAUGUGACUGCUAAUAUUUACUUUCCUAAGAUCUGUGAAAUUAAAAUGAAUAUAAGGAAGUGGUCGAAGUGUGGGAAUGAAAUUAUAGAAGCUAUGUCAGAUGCUAUGAGUGCAAAAUUUGACAAGUACUGGUCUGAUAUCCAAGGCCUCAUGGGUAUUGCUACACUCCUUGAUCCACGGUUUAAGAUUGAUAUGCUGCAUGUGUGCUUUGAAAUGCUCCUUGGUGACGAGUCCAUUAUUGAUUGUGAGAGUAAAGUUCAUGAGAUCCGUGAGUUAGUGUCUAGCCUGAUGCUUGAAUAUCAAAUGGAGAGUGAGCAAGAGAAUACAGAAGCCCAGUCUGUGUCCAUUUCUGCAAUGGAAGCUAACGAGGUGAUGUCCAUCUUCAGUGCACGAGUAGCUAGAAAGAGGCCUGCAACCAGUUUAUCCAGAACAGAGUUAGACCGCUACUUGGAUGAUGAGUAUGUGCCAGCUAAUCAAGAGAAUUUUGAUGUGUUGGGAUGGUGGAAUGUUGCUGGUUCACGCUACCCAACUUUGAGGGCUAUUGCGCGUGAUAUAUUUGCCAUCCCAGUAACUACAGUAGCUUCCGAGUCAGCUUUCAGUAGAAGUGGAAGAGUACUUAGUGAGCACCGCAGUCGUCUGACCCCUAAUUUGCUAGAGGCUUUAAUGUGUUCACAAAACUGGGAGAGAAACAAAGCUAAAGAUGAUGAGAAGACCGAGGCUGCUAGUUUCUGGAGUUGCCUUGAUGAUAUACAAGAAGGUUUAGAGCGCAUCACACUAUAG